Messenger RNA from Antechinus flavipes (yellow-footed antechinus), 5335 nucleotides. RefSeq names its product zinc finger protein 883-like. The record is from RefSeq and is a predicted model, not a curated record. Gene Ontology annotation, biological process: regulation of DNA-templated transcription. Bases 1563 to 3740 code for a protein of 725 amino acids. The transcript has 5 exons. NCBI's taxonomy places the organism in Eukaryota, Metazoa, Chordata, Mammalia, Dasyuromorphia, Dasyuridae.
AGAGAUAUACCGGAACCAAUGGAUCCAUGUGGUUUGGUCCCAGGGCUGAAUGAGACUAUCCUCUCCAAGAAUCCAGCAAACAAUGUGGGUUCUCAAAGACAAAUAUACAUGUGGCUCAGACUGAGGCAGGGGCGGAAUCAGGGUGCUGAGAGCUGGAAUGGGUUUCUGACAGGGAGGGGGGGCCUCCAGAGAUGAGAUGACAUAAUGGGGGGGGCACCCUGGCAUCUUGAUAAGACAGUAUCUGAUAUUCUAAUAGCUUGGGAUGGGGAGAGGCAUUCAGAUAUUUAAACAUAAGAUCUUUUAUCCUUAUCAAGUACUCUGAUAAAGAGGGAGGGGAGGCUUUGCAGGACUGAACUUUUAGCUGGAGCAGAGAAACUGAGUCAGGACUUGGUCAGGAUAAUUAGGGAGACUGAGAACUGUGGCACGACAGAGCUGGCCUGGUUUCCAGGGUAAACACAGGCCUGCCGUAAAGGACAUUCAUUCAUUAAGGCACCAGAACCUUCUUGAAUUUCCUGGGAUUCUAUCAGUUAAUUCCGAGCCGGUUCCAAAGUUCUUAGCAAACAAAUUUACACAAAGGCUUGCCAGGAACUAAUUCACUGAGACUCCUCACUCAGAUUCCUUGCAAACUGGCAGGGACAGGAGUGCAGUAUCUGCUUCAAUUCACCGGGCAGACACAAGAAACAGGGAUUACGAGUUUGUCUAGGGAGCCGAUGGAUGGCUUUAGGCUGCGCCACCUUGGCUCUCGGGUCCCUGAGAGGUAGCUGGGCAUAAAUCUCACAGCGAAAACCGGGUGCUGCUCAAAGCAUUUCACUUUGCCAGCGUGAGAUAAUGCAGAGAAUGAGUGCCCAUCCUCUCCUGUCUUCCUGGUAGGAAUCCCCCCAAGGGAAAGUGUAGACCCCCCAAGUCAGCAGGCAGCCCCGUGCGCCCUUUCACCCCACACCUGGAGACGUUGUUUUCUUUUUGUGAGUAAGAAGCUGACUAAGAUGAAAGCCGGCAAGUUUCUGUUUAUGUGGUUUAUGUUAUGUUAUGUGGUUUAUGUGGGAGCCGUGCGGCGCCUCCCCCUGUGCCAGGAACUUCUCCCACCACUGCACCACCUCGGGGCUACUACCCGGCCCCCACCGCUGCGCCUCCGGACGCGCCCACUCAGCCCUCGCCCCGCAUCACUGAAGCACCCACUUCGUCUCCAAAGGCUGCUCUGCUACCGGGGAGGGGCGCCAAUGCAGAACCAGUCCCUUCGAGCCCCUUCCCCGAGUUUUCCGAGAAAUGAAUGAGAAAGACCGGAGCGGCAUCCAUUUCCCAGAAUCUAUCUGGAAAAAUCCUCUCCAACCCGGUCCGUGGGUCUCCCCGGUUUCCAGCCGACGCAGACCGCCCCCCCACCCGGAGGCAUAGUGGGAAUUGUAGUUUCUGGUAGAUUCCGCGCAGGCGCUGUACUCGGGUGAGGAAGCGGCCGGGUUAUCCGCGACCGGAGCACUAGGCGAUCCUUCUCGCUGCUGGCGGUUCUGCCUUCUUAGUGAGUGCUCUGCUCUUCCCCAAGAAAGAACAAUUCCCCGAGAAAGAAGGAAAUGACUUCAGUGCUCCUAACAGCCCAAUCCCAGAUCCCACUAACGUUCCAGGAUGUGGCUGUGGACUUCACCUGGGAGGAAUGGGGGCUCUUGGAACCUUCUCAGAAGGACAUGUACUGGGAUGUGAUGCUGGAGAACUAUGAGAAUUUUGUCUCUCUUGGAGGUGUUCCUCUUUCCAUACCAGAUGUAAUUUCCCAGAUGGAAAGAAUAGAAGCUCCAUGGAAGGCAGAGGGAGGAAUCCUGAUUAGUACUUUCCUAGAUUCCCUUAGUCAGAAGACAAGAUGUGAAACCAAGGAGACAACUGGGAAGCAGGAUAUUUUUUUGGGAGAACUAUUUAAAGAGAAAUUUGUAAAGGAAGGGCCCUGGCAUUCCAUAUGGGGAGAAACUUGGGAUUGUGGUGACAGGUUAGAUAGGCAGAAAGGAAACCAAGAAACACAGUCUCAGGAGGUAAUAAUCCUUAAUGAAUCUGUUCAUGAAUAUAAUAUAUUUAGGAGAAAGCUCAACCUGGGGUCAGUUGUUAUUCCACAACAGAGAGUUCAUGUAGGAGAAAGUCUUCCUAAAUACAGCACACUUGGAAGGAGUUUAAAGCAGUUUUUUGACCCACUUAAACCUAAAAGAAUCUCCAUUGGGAAGAAACUCAAGUAUAGUAAAUGCAAGAAGCCCUUCAGUUAUAAGUCAAACCUUAUUUAUUACCAUAGAACCUACCCUCAGGGGAAACCCCAUAAAUGUAAUGAAUGUAACAAAGCCUUCAGCAAGAAAGGAAGCCUUAGUGCACAUAAACUAAUUCAUACUGGAGAGAAACGGUUUGAAUGUAGUGCCUGUGGAAGAGGCUUCAGAUAUCAUUCAUCUCUUAAACAACAUCAAAUAAUUCAUACUGGUGAGAAACCCUAUAAAUGCAGUGAAUGUGGGAAAGGCUUUAGCCAAAGAGGAAUCCUUAAGACACAUAAAAUCAGUCAUACUAGAGAAAACCACUUGGAAUGUAAUGUAUGUGGGAAAGGCUUUAGAUAUCGUGCAUCCCUUAGAGUACAUAAGAAAAUUCAUACUGGAGAGAAGCCACAUAUAUGUAAUGAGUGUGGGAAAGCCUUCAGCCUGAAGGGAAAUCUUAGAACGCAUAAGAGAUUUCAUACAGGUGAGAUGCCUUUUGAAUGUAAUGAAUGUGGGAAAGCCUUCAUCCUGAGAAGAGAUCUCAACAAACACAAGAGAAUUCAUACUGGUGAGAAACCCUAUGUAUGUAACGAAUGUGGGAAAGCCUUCAGAUGGAAUGGAAGUCUUAAAUCACAUAAGAGAAUUCAUACUGGAGAGAAACCCUAUGUAUGUAAUGAAUGUGGGAAAGCAUUCACCAAUUAUCAAAGUCUAACUCAUCAUCAAAUAUUUCAUACUGGAAAGAAAACCUUUCAGUGUAAUGAAUGUGACAAAGCUUUCACUCAGAGAGCAAACCUUAAUAGACAUAAAAGAAUUCAUACUGGAGAGAAACCUUAUAUAUGUAAUGAAUGUGGAAAGGCUUUUAUUGUCAUGGGAAAUCUUAAAAGACAUAUGAGAAUCCAUACAGGAGAGAAACCUUAUAAAUGUAAUGAAUGUGGAAAAGCAUUCACCAAUCAUCAAAGCCUAAUUCAUCAUCAAAUAUUUCAUACAGGAGAGAAAACUUUUCAGUGUAAUGAAUGUGAGAAAGCCUUCACCACAAAGGGAAAUCUUAAUAUACAUAAGAGGGUUCAUACUGGAGAGAAACCAUAUGUAUGUAAUGAAUGUGGUAAGUCAUUUAAUGUGAAGAGAACCCUGACUAUGCAUAAAAUAACUCAUACUGGAGAGAAACCCUAUGAAUGUAAUGAAUGUGGGAAAGCAUUUAGCCAGAAAGGAAGUCUUAAAAGACAUAAGAGAAUCCAUACUGGGGAGAAACCCUAUAAAUGUAAUGAAUGUGGAAAGGCUUUUACCAAUCAACAAAGUUUAACUUACCAUCAAGUCUGUCAUACCAGGGAGAGACCUUUUCAGUGUAAUGAAUGUGGGAAAACCUUCAUCCAGAAAGGUAAACUUAAUAGACAUUCCAUAACUCAUAAGGGAAUGAAACUCUACAUCUGUAAUGAAUGUGGAAAAGCCUUUAACCAGAUGGGAAAUCUUAAUACACAUAAAAUAACUCAUAGUGGAGAAAUACAAUUUGAAUUACUUAAUGCUAGGAAGCCAUAAAAUACAUAAAAGAAUCUAUAUAAAUAAAUAAAUGUGAAAGUCUUCAAGUAUUAUCAAAGCCUAAAUUACCAUCAAUAUUUCAUACUGAUGAGAAAGCAUUUCUCUAUAAUGUUUAAAAGCAAGUAAAAGGAAACUUAAUUCAUGUAAGAGAAUUCAUUCAGUGAGUUGGCUGUUCUAUUUAUUUAGUAUGGGAAAACCGACCAAAAUUCAAGAUCCAUUUCAUUUCAUAUUCAAGGAAAACCAUUCCAGUGUGAUAAUUGUACUCAAAGAACCUCAGAAUUCUUAGUGGAGACAAAUGUCAAUUCAAACAUUACUGUGCAUAAUGAAAUUCAUAAAACCUCCCCUGUCCCCUUUGAAUAAAAACAGGAAAAUAUUCAGGUUCAGGCCAUAUCAGAUAAUUUGUACUGAAGUAAUGUCCAUUUAAAUUUAAGAAAACUGAGAAAGUCUUUAGAAAAAGUACAGCAUGUUCAGGUAUAUUGAAUGGGUACUCAUCUAUAAAUGAAUUAAAAUUCAUUCAGAGACAAACUCUUUUAAGAUAACUGACAGUAACCUUACCAUAAGUCAAAAGAGUGGUUGAUACCAAGGGAGCAGAGUUCUGAGAGCCUAAUAUACUUUCUUAGAAAACUAUUCAGAGAGGCAGGGAGAGUCAAGAUGAAUUCAUAUAGAAGAUAGAUUAACUUACUCUACUUUUACCUAAAGAGAUGAAAAAGUAGACGUUGUAAAGAGGCAGAUUUCAGUUAAUUAUAUGUAAGGAGGCCUGAAAAGUUUUGAGUCUAAGUGGAAAGCAGCAAUUAGGCAUAAAAAUUAAUGAUGGGAUUGUGUGACCUACAUGUUUCGACUGAGUCUCAUUUUAGCCUUCGGUUUGAGUUGAGUUGCAUGCUAUUCAUAGAAGAUCUUAAAUAUAAGAUUGUCCUAAAGCCCCAGUCACUACAUAGUCCCAUAGAAGCUUAAGAGCCAUUGUUUAAGAUGAUGCUUUUUGAGGACGUAGAUUUAUGAUCAGCAACAUAAUAGGAGUUAUGAGGGAUGGUCUAACCCAAAGUCAAAUCAUGAUGAGAGCCAUGGGUUUACAGUUGGCAUCAGACAAUUGGAGUCAAAAGAAAAGACAACUUCAGAGGGCAUCUAAUUGGCUUUUAUUAGUUCCCCAGACAAAUGUCAUGUAUAUAAUAAUUCCAAGUUGUGCAAUAAGAAUAUUAGCCUGCUCCUUAUAAAUUAAGAACUUCUAAACAUUGCACUUCAAUUAAGAAUAGAGAGCAGAAGGGUAUCCCUUAAUGCUGGAACCCCUGCACAGUCUAGCUCAAUAAACAUGAAAUCAUCAGAAGCAACACAAUAGAGUUGAAAUGUGACCAUCACCAGAAAACAGAGAUGCAUUGUCCCAGUCAUACAUGUGCUGUGGCUACAUCUGUACCUGAUUUUUUUCCCUUAACAUGUGUUCCUUUGUGUGUGCCUUCCAUUUGUCUUCCCAGCCCAUGUGAGUACUAUGUGAAUAUUAUUUCCAACCGUUUUUGUAACUUGUGGGAUAUGCACCCCAUGUAUAUGUGAGGUACAUUUUGUUGCUUUCUUUACUAUGCAAUUUGAUUAAAUUUUAUUUUGAAUUA